AUGAAGCAUCUCAUUACGGACAACACAGGCCCGAAGGGGAAACUAGACACUAACUCUGUGCAAAAGGCGAUACUACACGAUCACAACACGCCCGACCCUGACACAAAGAUCUGUCCUGCGAUGUGUCUUUUCGGACGGCCUAUACAGGACUUCAUCCCUAUCCCCCCUGGCAAGUACAGGCCCCAUGCGACAUGGCGUGAGACUCUGACGGCGAGAGAGGAGGCCCUCCGCAAACGCCACAUCCGCACGGCUGAAAAUUGGGCCGAGCACACCAAACGCCUUCCACCCUUGAAAGUGGGGGACUUCGUCCGUAUGCAGAACCAGACGGGUCUUCACCCCAACAAGUGGGACAGAACGGGCCGCGUUGUUGAGGUGCGCCAACACGAUCAGUACGUUGUCAAGACUGAUGGGUCGGGCAGAGUCUCUCUUCGUAACCGGAGAUUCCUGCGGCGGUUCCUCCCCGUCCGCAAUGACCAGAUCCUCCCCCGGUCUAUCCAUGACGACCUGGCACCCCGUGUUGCCACUCCAACUCCCGUCGCCGUGCCGUUGCUGCCCGCCCCCCUGGGUAGCCCUGCGACGACGCCUGGUCCCUCCUUGCCAUCGGGGGUCGCCUUGUCUCCUCCACCGCCUGCUGGGAACUCUUCCUGGCAGGGUGGACUGCCUUCACCCCAUGCGCCUGCGCCUUCCGCCUGUGAUGGCCCCUGUGCGUCGCCACUGACCCCAGCGACCCCUGCGGUCCCUCGGCCCCCGCAGUCGCAGCCCAGCGCGUCGCCGGCAUCGGGCUUACGCCGGUCUGCCAGGACGCCUGGCGUACCUGCCUGGCACAAGGACUUCAUUAUGGACUGACAUUUUAAUGUGUUAAUCUAAUGUAUUGCUGUUCUCAUACCUCGUUUUUAUGUUUCCCUUGAUGUUUGCUGCCGUUAUUGCACUUUUAUUUAAUUCUUGUUACUAAGCCUUUUUAUAGGUGCCAAAGGCUCGGGGGGAGAUAGAGAAUAUUGCACUACUACGACCCUAAAUAAUGUGACACGCAAACAGGAAGUUAUGGUCAACUCACUCACAAUGACUGAUGCGUCCAGGAAUGUUCAUGACUUGUUUCAUUAUUGUCAUUUCACUGCUGCUCGACAUUAAAGCAAGUGAACAAAUGGAAUGUUGUUC
Molecule: messenger RNA, 1155 nt
Organism: Engraulis encrasicolus (European anchovy)
Lineage: Eukaryota; Metazoa; Chordata; Actinopteri; Clupeiformes; Engraulidae
Product: TANK-binding kinase 1-binding protein 1-like
Exons: 1
Coding region: 1-846 (281 amino acids)
Source: RefSeq, a predicted model, not a curated record